Molecule: messenger RNA, 648 nt
Organism: Juglans regia (Persian walnut)
Lineage: Eukaryota; Viridiplantae; Streptophyta; Magnoliopsida; Fagales; Juglandaceae
Exons: 1
Coding region: 1-648 (215 amino acids)
Source: RefSeq, a predicted model, not a curated record
AUGGGUUUCAAUGGUUCAAUAUUUACUUGGAGUAACAAACGAGAAGGUAGAGAAUUCACUAAGGAAAGAUUGGACAGAUUCUUGGGGAAUGAUUCAUGGUCAUUACUGUUUGAGGACUACUUCAUUAAAGUUCUUCCAGUGAUAAGCUCUGAUCAUGCUCCUUUGUUUAUUUCCUUUGGAAUGAAGGAGGGGCAGGAUUUUUUAAAGAAGAAAGUUUUUAGGUAUGAGAAUUAUUGGUCUAAACAGCAAGAAUGUAGAAAUAUUGUUACAAUGGCUUGGAGAGGGGCUUUGGUUGAAAAUGGUAAGAUGGGAAAGAUCAGGGAAAGUUUGUCUCAUUGUAAGCAUCAAUUAAGAGAAUGGACAAAGAACUUAAGGGGGUCCUUUAAAAAACAAUUGGAUCUCAAGAGGAAUUUGAUUCAAGAGGAAUUUAAUACUGGGGCUCUUAACGAGGAUAUCAAAGUGUUGCAACAAGAAGUGGAGAGAAUAUUAGAACUUGAGGACCUAAAAUGGAAGCAAAGGGCAAAGCAGAAAUGGCUUAAAGACGGGAAUAGGAAUUCCAGCUUUUUCCACAAAUGUGCAACCCAAAGGAAACAAUCCAAUGCUAUUAAAAAGUUAUUUGAUGAAAUAGGAAUUUGGGCUCGGAAAUAG